AUGGAAGAUAUUGAAGCAGGAGAUUGGAAAUCGCGUUUGCAGGCGUAUGAGCACAUAAUUGAGCUUAUGGCUACACCAACUGCAGCACUUCUUAAUCAAUUACAAGUUCAAUUGCCCAAUUACCUCGCAGAUAUAAAUCCAUCUUGUCAAAAAACAGCAUUAACCAUUUGUGAUUUAUUCUUUAAAGCAAGUAAUGAUAUACAAUACGAUGCCAUCGCUCAAGCACUAAUAGAUAAGUGUUUAAGCGCUAGACAACAAAAUUCAGACGCUGCAAUCCCGUUAGUAAUUCAAUGUUUGAAGAACGAUCGUGAAAAAGUAACAGAUUUGCUAUUCAAGAAAAUCAUGUCGAAGUCGCCACAUACGAUUUUAGCAGUAAUUUCAGUCGUUAUUGCACAUCUCGUUUCUCUGACACCAAAAGAUGCAGAUGAAGCUAAUAAAUUCAUUGAAUAUCUCACUCCAUUACUUCAACAUAAUGAUCAAAAAAUCCAAAAAGAAGCAGCCGGAGCUAUUGAAUCUGCAAAGGUUGCUAUUGGUAAAUUCGAUUCAACAGAUCCAAAUUCGUCUAAAUCACCAUCUAAAGAAUUAGUUACUCCAUCAAAAGUUCCUCUUUACGAAGGAGAAAAUA
This is a messenger RNA of Trichomonas vaginalis G3, 625 nucleotides long. RefSeq names its product microtubule associated protein XMAP215 family. Lineage: Eukaryota; Parabasalia; Trichomonadida; Trichomonadidae. The annotation marks the transcript as partial. Gene Ontology annotation, biological process: mitotic spindle organization; establishment or maintenance of microtubule cytoskeleton polarity; centrosome duplication. The transcript has a single exon. Gene Ontology annotation, molecular function: microtubule plus-end binding; microtubule plus end polymerase activity. Gene Ontology annotation, cellular component: centrosome; microtubule plus-end; kinetochore. The record is from RefSeq and is a predicted model, not a curated record.